CCACUACUAGUCCAUCCACCCCCAUGUUCCUCUUUCAGGCCUACUGAAUGGUUAAUGCAGGAGCGAUUGGAUAAGAUCAUGAACACAGUACCAGAUGGGUUCCUCACAGCUGAAGAAUUGAAUUUGAUGGUGUACAUUGUUGACAUUUGUCAGGAGGCAAUUGCAUGGACAGAUGCAGAGAGAGGUAUGUUCUUUUGCGAAUAUUUCCCUGACUAUGAAAUGCUAGUGAUAAAACAUGUUCCGUGGGUACGAGCACCAAUUCCAGUACCAAAAGCUAUAGAGGGAAAGGUGAGAGUGAUGCUGAAGAAGCAGAUAGAAGCGGGAAAAUAUGAGUAUUUGUCUGUGUCUUAUCGUUCGUCAACGUUCACUAUGGAAAAGAAAAUGGCUGUCGCGACUUGA
This is a messenger RNA of Postia placenta MAD-698-R-SB12, 399 nucleotides long. RefSeq lists its product as hypothetical. Lineage: Eukaryota; Fungi; Basidiomycota; Agaricomycetes; Polyporales; Adustoporiaceae. The record is from RefSeq and is a predicted model, not a curated record. The annotation marks the transcript as partial. The transcript has a single exon.